This is a messenger RNA of Brachypodium distachyon (stiff brome), 3858 nucleotides long. Its product is annotated as probable 6-phosphogluconolactonase 3, chloroplastic. Bases 2602 to 3564 code for a protein of 320 amino acids. Gene Ontology annotation, biological process: carbohydrate metabolic process; pentose-phosphate shunt. Gene Ontology annotation, molecular function: 6-phosphogluconolactonase activity. The record is from RefSeq and is a predicted model, not a curated record. The transcript is spliced from 3 exons. NCBI's taxonomy places the organism in Eukaryota, Viridiplantae, Streptophyta, Magnoliopsida, Poales, Poaceae.
CUUUUAAUGACCUGCUCGUUUGUUUUUAGCCCUGUUUAGUAAUGUGGAGUAAUUGCUUUGCUUUUCGCAUCUGCCAAUAUACCUAGGUUGAUAUAUAACGUUUGAAUUUGUCCUGUUUCUGACGCUGUAGAAAUGUCUCCACCUUCAGUAACAUGUGAUGCACACAUUUAUGUUGUUUUCUUUUGGUAGAAUCAGGGGUCUCUCAAAUGGUGAUGCAUAGUUACUUGCACUCUUAUUUUAACACACUCCAUAGAACGUUCGUGAUCAUGUUGAUUGUGGAAUUGAUCACAAACUCCACUAGUCAAAUGAUCUCUGCAUAAUUGUCCUGUCAACCAAUUUUCCACACUAUUUUGACGCAUUGCCCAUCCAAAAUUAGGACAUGCGUAUGCUCUAGUGUAGUCUUUGCAUCAGGAAUUAGUCAGGAAUCACCAGAUAGAACCAUCAGCCUGUGUCCGUAAAUGGAGUGAUUAGGAAGUUUAGCACAGACAGUGAAGUGGGCUUCAAGGUCUGACCUACUGUUUCUGUUAAUUGCCUUAAAGUAGACGUGCAACACCAUUUUCUCUGGUCGCAUCUGUUAGUCUUUUGAAAGAAAUGCUCACAAGUUACCCUGUUAUGCUGUUCUUGCAAGCAGUUUUAUCAGUGUGCCAGUUGUGCAAAUAGCAAUAUCUGAACCUUCUGGUUGAUGGCUUUGAUUUACUGAUAUUAUGUUCGUUUUUUCUUCCAAUAUGAGUUGCUGUGGUCCUUUUGUACCAUGUCUUUUUGUUUGUGCGGUUGUUGUUGGCAGCCUUGUGUUGGUUUCUCUUCUCAUGGGCAUGCCCUGGAUGAUCAGUAUAACUCAUGUGUAUUCUGAAGAGAAGUAUCAGGGCUUCUCUAAAGUUCACGUUGGAGCAGCAAGCUUCAUAAAUAAGCUUCUCAUCAACUACUGACCCCAAUGUUAAUUGUAUUUUGAUGCUUCUCUGCGCCAAAUGGUAAGCAUUCUGUGGAGCGUCUAAUUUUGUUGUAAAUAACAGCGUACAUACAAAGCUUGUUGUCCUAUGCUGUACGGUGCAGUGCUGGACGUAAUCAUGUUCUUACUUGUGUCGAAUGUUGGCACUGUCAAGUGCGGUGCAUAUUCAUUUGUUUACACGAGAUAUUAGUACCUGACCGGCACUGAGAGAAAUGUUUUGAAUCUUGUAACUGUACACCGACUCUUUGAUUUAUUUCUGAUGGAAACGAUUGGUAAAUUGUGUGCCGAUCAUGGGCUGUGUUUAUUCUGUUCAACUGCCGGCUUGUUGUUAUAGUACUAUGAUUGCAAAUGCAGGUGCUUGCAGUUGCUUUACUAUGUAAAACCUUGUCCCUUUUGUGUAAGAAGAUUUCUGUAUUACUUGUUCAACGUUUCCAUGUUGUCUAUGAAUGUUUCCUGUUGGGUACGAUAAUCUCAGUGCGGACAAUGCGUUUGCAAGAAUCAUUUGACGCCUUUAAACUGAGCUUAGUCCAGGCUCUUACAAAGCACCUACUGGAUAUUGGAUUCCGUGAGCUCUAAGUAAAUUGAUCCACCCUUUAAAUUCCUCAAAUGUCGUGCAAAUGAACUCCUGCCGUUCCUACAUCACGUUGGCGAGGCUUGGCCCUGAAGUACUUUCCACACGGUGUAAAUCGCAUGAACUUUGGUAUUACCUCCAUCCUGGUUUUAUUUUAUCAAGGAUAUGUGAUUAUGCGAUCGAAAUCAUAACCGUAAGCAAGUGUGUUUGAAGGCGAAUGAGUACAUGUUAUGGACUUAAUGGCCUGCACUAGAGUAACGUCUGGUUAACAGGUAGUAUAACCCAGGGUUUAGAUGAUAAAAUUGGACUAAUUUAAGCACUCCAUCCAAACCAUAAUGAUAAAUGUCGUUAAUUUAUUAUUCCUUCCGUCCAACAAAAGAUGUCUCAACUUUGACUAAAUUUGAAUGCAUAUAUAUACUAAGUUAUGUCUAAAUACAUUCAAGUUUUGACAAACUUGAGACAUCUUUUGUUGGACGGAGGGAGUACAGGUUUGUAUAACAUUUUUUUUCGGAACGGAUAUAGUACUACUCCCUCCGAUCCAUCGGAAACGUCGCUAGUUUAUUACAACUUAUUUUGAAUCGGAGUGGGUGAGUAGUAUAUGUCCCAAACAUAAAAUGUCUUACAUGUAUUAAAAUAAGCAUGCUUUGAAAAUAUAUACCGCGUUGGAUAUAAUAAAACCUUUUUAGAAACUAGUUUUAUUAUUUUUGUACAGUAGAUGUUCGUAGAUCCUUUCAUGAACUUACCAUGUUUAGAAAGUCUGAUGUAAACACCUUCGGAUUUUUUUUUUGCGGGUAUCUACAAACAUGGACCUCUAUAUUUCCGAAAAGAGCACUAGCAAAAAAAAAGAGCUCGUAGGAAGUCACUGUCAGUGUAGGCCCGACGCUUCGGUUUUGCAGGAGAAAGAAAGGAAACAAGUCGCCGCUUGUCCCCAUCAAGAGCGGCAAAACGAGGGGGUUCCUAUCCUAGCCGUCCAUCCCGAUCUGGACGGGCUUAAAGCGGCCCACCUAUCCCAAUCCAUCUCAACUCCCCAACAACGACCCCCCUCCGCCUCCGGUCUCCUCCUUCGCCGGCGCACCUCGCCGCCAUGUCCACCGCCACCGCCGCAGCCGCAUCGACCUCCCUCUCCUCCGCCGCACGCCGCCGAUCUUCGCCGGCGUGCAGAAUCCCGGCGCCCCGCCGCGGAUCCCUCCUCCGCAGACCCUUAGCCUCCUCUUCGCGGCCUCUCCUCCGCCCGGUCUCCGCCAUGGCCUCCCCCGGCGUGGAUGGCGAGGCGGUGGCGUCCAGAAAGAAGCUUCUGAUAUUCGACGCCGAGGAGGCCCUCGCGGCGUCGCUGGCGGAGUACACGGCGGGUUUGUCGGAGAAGGCGACGGCCGCCGAGAGGGGCGCCUUCACCGUCGUGCUCUCCGGCGGCUCCCUCAUCAAGGCUCUCAGGAAGCUUGCGGAGCCGCCGUACCUGGAGGCGGUGGACUGGAGUAGGUGGCACGUGUUCUGGGCCGACGAGAGGGUGGUGCCCAAGGACCACACCGACAGCAACUACAAGCUCGCCAUGGAUGGGUUGCUCUCUAAGGUGCCGAUUCCUGCUAACCAAGUUUACGCCAUGAAUGAUACACUGUCAGUUGAGGGUGCUGCAGAUGACUAUGAAACUUGUUUAAAGCAACUUAUUAAGGAUGGUGUGAUUGCAGUGUCACCAGUUACUGGGUUCCCAAAGUUUGACCUUAUCCUUUUGGGGAUGGGUCCUGAUGGCCAUAUUGCCUCCCUCUUCCCUGGUCACCCUAUUGUCCAUGAGAACCAGAAGUUAGUCACCUAUGUCAAGGAUUCUCCGAAGCCACCACCAGAGAGAAUAACAUUUACAUUCCCGGUGAUCAAUUCGUCCGCACAUAUCGGACUGGUGGUCACUGGUGCUGGGAAAGCUGGUGCAGUUCACAAAGCUCUUUCAGGCGAUCAGAAGUCAUUGGAUUUACUGCCUGUCGAGAUGAUCGAGCCGCAAGAUGGAGAGGUCACUUGGUUCACCGACAAGCCAGCGGUGUCGAUGCUGUCAAAGAUUUGAAGCCCCAUGAUUGUGUUAUAUACUCUGAAAUUCCAUUAGCUAUUCGUACUUGCAUUAUUCCUAUGUGGAUAAUUUGAGCUCUUUUAUUUUUGGCGUGGAUAGAGUGCAGCGUGGGUGUCCCUCACACUCCGGUUUCGGACAAUGAGUUGAGUAAUUGCCAUUUUAUGGAAUACUCAUUCUGCCGAUAUUUAGAUCGUUUGCCUGUAAAUGGUAUUCAGUAUUUUGACUGCUGCCAUUGGAAUAUUGGUACCUUUCUUCAACAUAACCGCUGUAUGUCCCUCAGUGUCUUGCAAA